Molecule: messenger RNA, 1400 nt
Organism: Megalops cyprinoides (Indo-Pacific tarpon)
Lineage: Eukaryota; Metazoa; Chordata; Actinopteri; Elopiformes; Megalopidae
Exons: 7
Coding region: 84-1106 (340 amino acids)
Molecular function (GO): oxidoreductase activity
Source: RefSeq, a predicted model, not a curated record
UGCUUAUGCAAAAGGUUUCAUUGGCAAGAUACAUAACACUAAAUUGAAGUCGUUACAAGUAAACAGUUAACCGCGCAAAGAAAAUGGCUCAAGUGCCCAAGGUACGUCUUUCCGGAGGCUUGGAGAUCUGUCGCCUGCUCAACGGCAUGUGGCAGGUGUCCGGUGCACAUGGUCCCAUAGACCCACAGAAAGCAGUAAAGGCCAUGGAAGCAUAUGUAAAUGCAGGACUGACAUCCUUUGACAUGGCAGAUAUCUAUGGCCCAGCAGAGGAGACUUUUGGGACCUUCAAUAGACAGCGAAAAUCUAGCUCCAGUGAUGUUGCAACACCAGCAAUACAAGGCCUCACCAAAUGGGUUCCACGUCCAGGACCAAUGGAUCGAAAGGUGGUGGAGAAGGCCAUCCAGAGGUCGAUGAGCAGGAUGCAGGUGGAGCAGCUGGAUUGUCUGCAGUUUCACUGGUGGGACUACAGUGAUAAGAGAUACCUGGAAGCCCUGGGUCACCUAUCAGAUCUGCAGCAGGAGGGCAUAAUAUGUGAGUUGGCCCUCACCAACUUUGACACCCAGCACCUGGAGGAGAUCACCAGCAAAGGCAUUCGAAUCUCCAGUAACCAGGUGCAGUACUCGCUGAUCGAUAGGCGACCUGCGGCCAAGAUGGAAAAGUUCUGCCUAGCUCACGGAAUCCAGCUGCUCACAUACGGGACUAUAGGCGGGGGACUGAUGAGCGAGAGGUACUUAGGCUGCGGGGAGCCGAAAAGCCGGGCGGAGCUCAACACGGCCUCCCUGAGCAAGUACAAGAACAUGGUGGACGCCUGGGGUGGCUGGGCGCUGUUUCAGGAGCUGCUGUCCACCCUGGACACCGUUGCCCGGCGCCACGGCUGCUCCAUCGCCAACGUGGCCACCAAGUACGUGCUGGACCAGCCGGCAGUGGCGGGGGUGAUCGUGGGCUGCCGGCUGGGCGUGGCCGGAGCCGAGCACAUCGAGGACAAUCUGCGCAGCUGCGGCGUGCGCCUCGCCCCCGAGGACCUGCGUGCCAUCGAUAGCGUGCUCGACCGCUCCCGGGACCUCAUGCGCUCCAUCGGAGACUGCGGAGACGAGUACAGGCACUAAGGGGGAGGGGUCGUCCAAGAUCACGCCCAAGAGCACGCCUCUCUCCUUUAUGCCUGCUGUACAUCGCCAAUCCACCGCUGAAAUCUCUACGCCACGUCUGCUUUGGCCACGUUCACGUGCUUCUGUAGGCGGCCAAGCCCCCAGUGCUUCCAUGUUGUAGUGUAACGGAGGCGCUGCUUGAGUGAACCUGUUUUUGAAUGAAAUAGACAGUAGACAGUAUGGCAUUUGGUAUAUACAGUGUAUAGAAUGCAGUACUCUGUGAUGGAAAUAAAAAAUUCACAGUUAAAAUAAAAA